AUGAGGAGGCAGCUCCGGUCCAGACGGGCUCCAGUCUUUCCUCACAGUUAUCGCUACAGACUUGAUGAUCAGGAUGAAGUGAAUCAGAAUUACUUAGCAGAUGAAGAGGAAGAAGCAGAAGAAGAGGCUCGAGUGAUGGUGGUACACAAUUUGGAAGAAGAGGAGGAGGAAGAUGAGGUGAAAGAAGAGGAGGAAAAGAAUGAGGAAGAGGGUCAGGGUCAGCCAACAAGCAACACCUGGUGGCGGAAAUUGCAGAUCAUGAAUGAGUACCUGUGGGAUCCAGAGAAAAGGAUGUCUCUGGCCCGAACAGGCUUGAUCUUAGUCAUUUACUUCUUCUUCUACGCCUCCCUGGCUGCUGUGAUCACCCUCUGCAUGUACACGCUAUUUCUGACCAUCGGUCCUUACAUGCCAACAUUCACUGAAAGGGUGAAGCCUCCUGGAGUUAUGAUCAGACCCUUCGCCCAUAGCCUUAACUUCAACUUCAACGUUUCUGAACCUGACACUUGGCAGCAUUAUGUGAUUAGCCUAAAUGGCUUUCUCCAGGGUUAUAAUGACAGUCUUCAAGAGGAAAUGAAUAUAGAUUGUCCUCCAGGGCAGUACUUCAUCCAAGAUGGAAAUGAAGAUGAGGACAAGAAGGCCUGCCAAUUUAAGCGCUCCUUCCUGAAGAAUUGCUCUGGCCUGGAAGACCCUACUUUUGGCUACUCUACUGGACAGCCCUGCAUUCUUCUAAAGAUGAACCGGAUUGUAGGUUUUCGCCCUGAGCUUGGAGAUCCUGUGAAAGUUUUCUGCAAAGUUCAGAGAGGUGAUGAAAACGACAUCCGAUCCAUCAAUUACUAUCCAGAGUCGGCUUCUUUUGACCUCCGCUACUACCCUUACUACGGCAAAAUGACUCACGUUAACUACACCUCCCCACUGGUGGCAAUGCACUUUACAGACGUGGUGAAGAACCAAGCGGUGCCUGUGCAGUGCCAACUGAAGGGCAAAGGCAUCAUAAAUGAUGUCAUCAAUGACCAUUUUGUGGGCAGGAUAAUCUUUACUCUGAACAUAGAAACUUAA
Messenger RNA from Pipistrellus nathusii (Nathusius's pipistrelle), 1056 nucleotides. The record is from the annotation of a GenBank genome assembly. Lineage: Eukaryota; Metazoa; Chordata; Mammalia; Chiroptera; Vespertilionidae.